AUGAUUGGAUCAACACUCGAAUAUCGCCAAAACCCGCAAGAAUUUGUUGAGAAAUGGAGUGCUGCUCUGGGACCGGUCUUCAGGGUUCAUAUUUUUGGACGUAUGCAAACAGUAAUCUCGGGAAGCUAUGUCCGCGAGAUAUUUUUCAAUGAAAACUUUAGUUUUGCUACAGCUGUUGCCAGGCCUCAGAUGUUGACUGGAAUGUCAAAGUAUGAUGUGGAUACUGACGAUCUACGCGAAGUGGUUUUGAACUCUUUGACAGUGCGGAUGAAAGAUUAUGUACCACGAGCGAUGGCUCAGUUAGGCAUUGGUUUAGAAGAAACUCUUGGGGACUUGGCAGAACCCCGAGAACUUCCUCAUCUGUUCCCCCCAGUCCUGCAUAUGGUCGCCAGGGCUAGUGCGUCCGUCUUUGUAGGCUUGGAUCUUUGUCAAGAUCAAGAGGUGUUGGGAGCUUUCAAAUAUAUAGACAAUAUCUUGCAGGAUAUUAUCGAAAACCAUCCUCCACCGCCGUCUUACCCUGGUAAUUGUUACACUUACUUUACCAACUGGGUGAUUGCCCUCAUUUUUGCCUCGGUAGCAACGACUACAGAGCAUGGAGCGUUAGUAUUAUACCGAAUGCUUCAGCACCCUGAAAUUGUAGACGAGCUUGUUCAAGAACAAAAAGAUGUCUUUGGCGAAGAUAUUUUGAACAGCAAAGACAACAAUGUGUUCACCGGUGAAUCUCUCAGAAAGCUUGUAAAGCUGGUUAGCGUUUGCCGUGAAGCCAUACGUAUGAGAAACGAAUAUCUUACAUUGCCUCAUACCAAUAUUGGUAAACAGAGUUUUACUUUAAGCAACGGUGUUGUUAUUCCACCAGGUCAAGAGGUUCUGCUAGAUGUAUGGGCGAACCAUCACGACAGCCGAUUGCAGAGAGAUAACCUUGGAAACUAUGACAAAUUUGAACCGUUCCGUCAUCUUGAGAUUGGACGCUCAUCAACGAAAAUCGGUGAUGACUACCUGGUAUUUGGAGAAGGAAAACAUGCCUGUCCUGGUCGAUGGUUCGCUUUGCAAGAAAUCAAGACUGUUGUAACAUUGUUCAUCCGCGAUUACAUCCUCAAACCUAAUGGCUCCAUAGAGUUUCCAACAGGAGCAGGAACUCGCGUUCCGACUGGCAAAGUUACCAUUCAACGGAAAGCGUAG
Zychaea mexicana is the source of this 1179-nucleotide messenger RNA. RefSeq names its product cytochrome P450. The record is from RefSeq and is a predicted model, not a curated record. The transcript is spliced from 8 exons. Gene Ontology annotation, molecular function: oxidoreductase activity, acting on paired donors, with incorporation or reduction of molecular oxygen; iron ion binding; heme binding. Bases 1 to 1179 code for a protein of 392 amino acids. NCBI's taxonomy places the organism in Eukaryota, Fungi, Mucoromycota, Mucoromycetes, Mucorales, Lichtheimiaceae.